Messenger RNA from Verticillium dahliae VdLs.17, 974 nucleotides. RefSeq lists its product as uncharacterized. Lineage: Eukaryota; Fungi; Ascomycota; Sordariomycetes; Glomerellales; Plectosphaerellaceae. The record is from RefSeq and is a predicted model, not a curated record. The transcript has a single exon. Bases 1 to 870 code for a protein of 289 amino acids.
AUGCCGCGCCGAUACCAUGACUCCCUCUCGCCCUCUUCCUCUUCCUCUCCCUCUCCCGCCCCCUCCCCCUCACGCCACCGCGCCCGCUCAACAUCCUACUCGGACCGCCGACAGCCGGCCUCGCGCUCGCAGUCGCUGGCGCGCCGCUCCCUCUCGGCCUCGCGCUCGCGAUCGCCGUCGCACCGCGGCUCGCACUCGCGGUCCCGCACGUCGCGCGCAGCCAGGGUCAAGGACAAGGUCAAGGACAAGAAGGAGAUCCCCUACGGCUUCCUCGCCGGCAUCGGCGUCUCGGCGCUGCUGCUGCACAAGUACUGGCCCAAGGGCUGGGUGCACGGCGAGGACAAGUACUGGGACAACAAGGUCGGGCGCGCCGCCGAGGUCGUGGUCGAGAGGCCGCGCGGCGUGCUCCGGGAGGGCCGCGUGCGGGCGGGGCCGGUGUUGGAGGAGAUGAGGGAGGGGUGGCGCGAGGAGAGGGCGAGGGAGAAGGGGCUGGAGGUGCCGGAGCCGGAGCCCGAGCGGGAGCGGGAGCGGGAGCGGGAGAGGAGGAGAGGACGGAGCGUGGGCAGAGCGAUGGACAGGGACAGAGACAGGAGCAGAGUGCGGUAUGGGCUGGGCGUGGAUGAUGUGGAUCAUGUGUAUGAGGAUCUGAGGCGGCCGAGGCGGUUUGCGGCCGAUUAUGACGAUGACUGGGACCGCUUGGGACGGUAUCCCGCUGAGCGAUAUGGGGACGAAAGGCGGUACCCGGAAGAUAGACGGUACCCCGAGGAAAGCCGACCGGAAGAAAGACGAUACCCCGCAGAGAGGCGGUACAGCGACCACUAUCGUCGAUAUGAUGUCGAGUACGACGACAUGGUUGGCUGGAGGAGGUAGGAGUUGACGGGGUUUACCAAGUGCGACUUUGACAUGGUGAUAAAGGUAUCUGUCCCUUUUGGGUACCAAGUUAUGAAGCCAACGAGUAGCCGUCUGUUUCUCUA